ACGUCAUUAAUAUUUUCAAAUGAGGCCUGAGAUUUUACUUCCCGCCCAAAAAUGUACACUGGGCUGUCCAAUUCUUGAUCAAUUUCUCGCCGGCGGCGUACCUUGUGGGUCCAUCACCGAACUUUCCGGCGAAAGUGGGUCCGGCAAGACCCAAUUAGCCCUCCAGCUCCUCCUCUCUGCUCAGCUCCCACUAUCACUCGGUGGCCUUUCAGCAUCCUCGCUGUAUCUCCACUCUGAACCCCCCUACCCUUUUCGUCGUUUCGAGCAAUUGUCGAAAGCAUUUUACUUAUCGUACCCCCAACUAUUUGAUUCUGUUGAAUGUGUGUGCAAUAAUGUUCAUGUGCAGGACUUGCAUUCUGCGGACCACCUGUUUGAUGUUGUGCUUAAGCUAGAUUCUGCGUUGGCGGAGGAGUCUCGUAAGGCAAUGCCGAUUAAGGUGAUUGUGAUUGAUUCGAUAGCGGCGUUGUUUAGGUCUGAAUUUGAGAAUACCCCAUUUGAUCUUAAGAGGAGGGCAAGUUUGUUUUUCAAGAUUUCGAUUAAGUUAAAAUUAUUGGCAAAGAGGUAUGGCAUUGCGGUUUUGGUUACGAAUCAGGUGGUUGAUGUGAUGCGAUCAUCGGGGGAUUUGAAUGCUUUGAGGAUUGGGAAUAUUGAUUUGUAUAGUUCCGGACGGAGGAUUUGUCCUGCAUUGGGGAUUUCGUGGGCUAGUUGUGUUAACUCUAGAUUGUUUUUGUCCAUGAAUGAGGAGAUAGUUGGUAAUGCCAUGGGUGAGGGUGAUGCUAAUAUAUCGUGUAGACGAACAAAGAGGGAAAUGCAUGUUGUUUUUGCGCCACAUUUGCCUAGUUCGUCUUGUGAGUAUGUCAUAAAUAGGGAAGGUGUUUUUGGAGUGGGAGGACAGAUAAAAGCAUCUGUUUCUGGCACAAGUUUUAAAUCAGAUGCUAGUAAAAAUCCCACCUUUUUGUUGUGUGAUAAAGACUACAGUUGCGGAAAAAGUGUGACUCUUGAUUCUUUUUCAUCAUAGAUAUUGGAGUAAAUUAUGUAUAGUUUUGUGACAAUUGCUGAUGGUUCUGGAAUGCAAGUCUAUGCGGAGAACUGAUCAAGUCGCAUUUGUUGCUGAAUUCUUAGGAAUCAGAAUUCAGAGACAUGAUUGGCGAGUAUGCUUGAUCUUCUUCUCGAAGAAGCAUUUGCAAACAUUAAGGAAG
Molecule: messenger RNA, 1199 nt
Organism: Daucus carota subsp. sativus
Lineage: Eukaryota; Viridiplantae; Streptophyta; Magnoliopsida; Apiales; Apiaceae
Product: DNA repair protein XRCC3 homolog
Exons: 2
Coding region: 20-1018 (332 amino acids)
Biological process (GO): double-strand break repair via synthesis-dependent strand annealing; t-circle formation; resolution of mitotic recombination intermediates
Cellular component (GO): Rad51C-XRCC3 complex; replication fork
Molecular function (GO): ATP binding; ATP hydrolysis activity; four-way junction DNA binding
Source: RefSeq, a predicted model, not a curated record